UGCUUAACAACUCCAUCGUCGAAGAUCACAAACCAUGGCCAUCGCUUUAGCUAAGCUUCUGAUCUCCGCCAUGGCGAUAUUCAUGCUUGUUUCUGCUUCGUUUGCGACCUCGGAAGUUCCGUUCAUUGUGGUUCACAAGAAAGCCACUCUCAACAGGCUCAAAUCUGGCGCCGAACGCGUCUCCGUUUCCUACGACAUCUAUAACCAAGGAUCCUCGACGGCGUAUGAUGUGACUCUGACAGAUAAUAGCUGGGAUAAAGCUACUUUUGAGGUUGUUAAUGGAAACACUUCGAAAUCAUGGGAAAGACUUGAUGCAGGAGGUAUCUUGUCUCAUUCUUUCGAACUGGAGGCCAAGGUUAAAGGAGUCUUCUACGGUGCUCCUGCUGUCGUUACUUUCCGUAUCCCUACAAAGCCAGCUCUUCAGGAAGCGUACUCAACUCCCCUACUACCUCUAGACAUCCUCGCAGACAAACCUCCAACGAAAAUUUUGGACGUGGCCAAGAGGUUGCUGGCGAAAUAUGGAUCACUCGUCUCCGUGAUCUCCAUGGUGGUUUUGUUCAUAUACUUGGUGGCAACACCUAAGUCCAACGUAUCAAAGGCAAGCAGCAAGAAGAAGCGUUAAGUUAGUGAUAUGAAGGCGAGAAAGGUUGGUACGGUGCUGUUUUGUGUUUGACAGUUAAACAAAGUUUCAAAACUUGUAAGAAUUAGAGAACACAAUUUAAUUUUGGUGUUGCAGAGGACAUAGUUCAAAGAGUUAUUUUGGUUUUGCUUAAUCUCUUUGUCAGAGCAUAGUCAUGGAGUUCUCUUUUAUUUGGGUUCUGCCUUUUGCUUCUGUUUUUUUUUUUAUGGUUUUGUCAGCAUUCUCUUUUACACAUUUUGGUUAUCUUUGCUGUGUGACUUGUGUUUGUUUCUGUCUAGUUUCAUUGCCUGUUUGCUUUGCAGUCUCUGAAUCUCACAUUUUUUGUUUUUGUAGAAUCUAGUCUGGUUAUUGGUUAGGUAUUGUGGCUUAUAAGUUUUUGUUUGUUUUGAUAAUUGUGAUGUUUUCUUUAGUUGAAGUUGGAAAAGGAGGUUCUUGCGUAAAAUUGAAAGAGUUGUCCGGGUGUAUGUUUGCUAUGUUGAUGCCAUUGUGAUUGCAUAAAUUGUUAUAUGUUUU
This is a messenger RNA of Arabidopsis arenosa, 1153 nucleotides long. The record is from the annotation of a GenBank genome assembly. Lineage: Eukaryota; Viridiplantae; Streptophyta; Magnoliopsida; Brassicales; Brassicaceae.